Molecule: messenger RNA, 1230 nt
Organism: Malassezia vespertilionis
Lineage: Eukaryota; Fungi; Basidiomycota; Malasseziomycetes; Malasseziales; Malasseziaceae
Exons: 1
Coding region: 1-1230 (409 amino acids)
Source: RefSeq, a predicted model, not a curated record
AUGACGGACGGAUCGCGCGGCGAGAAAAGGGAGUGGACGCACGAGGCGCGAGCGGCGUCCUUGCUGAAGCGUGUACGUGCGUCUGCCAUAAAAGAGAAGCAUGCACGCAAAGAGGCGGUGCAUAUCGACGAAGCUAACGACACGUUGCCACUGCCGCGCUUGAUCCACGCUUUGCACACGCUGGCAAGUCUAUCUGUUGUCGAGGCCAUGGCCGUGGUGCGUGCCCUCUCGCGCGCGCAGUGCACUACACGGUCACGGCUGCGCCUUGUUUCCGCGCCGGAGCUCGAGGCGAUCGGCGUGCAGUGCUCCGCUGCGGCGCGUGAUCGAAUCGUGCAAGUGUUGCACACACUCGGCGCAUCGAGCGCAGAGGAGGAGAUGGGCGGGCUGACCAGUGUAGAAAGAGAACGGCAGCUGGAGAAGCAACGCGAGAUGGAACAUGUGCAGCGCGCAUGGGGAGAUCGGCACACGCCCAGCCUCGCGCAAACAUGCGAGGCGGAAAACGAGUUUGCCUUUAACCCCGUCACGGACAGUUCUGCGCUGCACGGAAAGUUUGUUUUGGUGAACCGUGCGCCGGUAAUGACUGCCUGGGCAGUCGUCGUCCUGCAGUGCAUGGGAUUUGCUGCGGACGAGGCGCUCAGCAUUGCGCAGUGCUAUGUGAGUAGUACGGCACAUGCACGUGCCCAGGCAUUGCGUCGCGCGCCCACAGAAACGCGGCCGAAGCAUGUGGUGAGCGAGAGCCAGCCGCAUAUUGUAUUUAUGGGCGUGACGAUCCCUGUGAUAUGCUUGCGGGAUGGGCGGUAUCGUGGAAUGCACAGCGGGGAAGUCGUGCCGCCUGCGCGUGCGUUUGCGUACUUGAAAAAGUCCAUGUACCAGACCUUGCCGCAGGUCAUGGGCGCGAUGCUGCUGCUUGCAAGGUCGUACGUGGAUAUGGAGCGCGACACAGAGCAGCACCAAGACGCGGCGCGGCUUCACAGCGCCGCAUACGGUUUGUACACCGAGUUUCGGCCAGAGACGCAUGGCGAAUGGGGGAAGCGUGCGACGCUGUCGCUCGAUACGAUCCUGGCAUUGCGACGUGGUAUGGACAAGGGAGAAGAGCACGGCGAGGUACAGCAGCGCGACCAGGAGCCCGCCAAUGGCCACGCCGAGUCUACCCAGCAUUCUACAGCCACACACAGUCUAGGCGCUACAGAUGCGAGCGAUAUAGAGGGCCCUAGUAAGCAAGAGCAAUAG